Clonostachys byssicola is the source of this 3981-nucleotide messenger RNA. Lineage: Eukaryota; Fungi; Ascomycota; Sordariomycetes; Hypocreales; Bionectriaceae. The record is from the annotation of a GenBank genome assembly.
AUGGACACCGACGUUUCACAGACGAACGCACCUAACGUUCCUACUACUCCCCCGGACCAGCCGAUCGGGGUCCCCGUCGUGCAAAUUGAAGGCGGGGAAGUAGCAGAACCCCUGCCAUCCUUGCAACAAUUCAUCCGCAAUGUACCCAAACAGCAGGACCAUUUUCUAAGUGUUGGCGACAGCGAAAAGUUGGACAAGAUUUUGGAAGGCCUGAAGCCUGAAGAAGUCAAUGCCAAAGAUGAGAAUGAUGGAGGGAGGACAGCUCUUCACAAUGUCGCCCGACGAGGCUUGAAGGGCGUCAUUGCCCGUUUGCUAAAGCAAGGUGCCAUUGUUUCCGCAGAGGAUGCGAAGAAAGACCAGCCGUUGCACUUGAGUUGCCAACGGGGGUUCGUCGGCACUACAACAGAGCUUCUCGAGCAAGGCGCAAAGGAUUUCAUCAAUGCCAAAAAUAGCCUUGGGCAGACGGCACUUCAUUUCGCGUGUAGAAAGGGAAGGAGUGCAAUCGUCAAGUUGCUGCUGGAAUACAAGGUCAACACCAAUGUCUUGAGUAGCGGCAACAGAUCGCCAAUUUUCGAUGCUUCCAGUCGGAACCAUCCGGAGAUUGUGCAAAUCUUGCUUUCCCACAAAAGCUGGGAUAAAGCGUUGCUUGGGAAAAAGGUUACAGCAAGAGGUUGGACUCCUCUACAUGCCGCUGUCUACAAGGGGCACGCCGAUAUCGCAGAGAAGCUACUGAAAAGCGGCUCAAAGCUUGGUAUCUGUGACACCCAAGGAUGUACUCCGUUGAUGGCGGCCACCAAGCAGAAAAGUGCAGGCUUAAUGGAACUUCUUCUUCAACCCUCCAGAGCAAGUCAAGGUCAUCAGCUCGAGACACCAGAUAAAGAAGGGUUCACGCCUCUGAGGGUAGCAGCUGCACAGGGCUUUUUGAUUGGCGUUGAUAUGUUGGUCAAAGCUGGCGCAAACUGGACUUCCAUUAAUAGGCCAAACAAAGAAGGUUGGGGUGGCCUGACGAACGCGAGCUUCAACGGCCAUGCUAAGAUCGUUGAACUUUUCUUGAAACAUGAGACGGAAAUCGGCCUGUCUAAGGAAGAAAAGGGGCGGGCGUUACAAGCAGCAAGCAAGCAAGGGUACUACAACGUCGUCAAACAACUCUUGGAUGAGAAAAUAAAUACACCGAUUGAUUUCCAGGAUCGGGAAGGUAUGACCGCACUACAUCAUGCCAUACUUGGGGACAUCCAUAAUGUUGAGAAGCAAGAUGGGGAACUCCUCGGUCAAAUUUCUGUUGAUGGAGACAAGGAAAAUCAUACUGAAUCAGAACCAGCCAAGCACGAUGAUGUAGCAAAACUUCUCCUAGAAGCUAAAGCUAAACCGGGACAGAAAACAAAAAAGGGGGACACGACACUGCAUCUCGCAGUAAGAAGUCCCAGAUCUAAGCGCACCAAUCGGGUCGAGCUCAUCCUUGAGCAUAUGGAGGAUGACGAUGUUUGGGCGGCAAAUAAUGAGGGACAAACUGCGCUGGAUGUAGCCUUCGAAGUAGCGAACACGGAAAACCAGUCUGUCAAUUGGGCAGUGGAAAAAGGCAACAGAGAUAAUCUUGCGCGAUCGAUCGUCUCAAAACGCAAAGAGCGAAUUGGGCACGGCGUCAAUUCGGAAGAUUGGAGUCUCAUCGAGUUAGCAGCCUACCAUGCUCUUCCAGAAGUUCUCGCUUUACUGUUUGUCAACUCUACAUCAAUGAAGGAGACAAUGAAGUGUAUAGACUCUGCAAAGGGACUGGUAGCGAAGAAAAUGAGCCAAAGAAAAGAACUUCUGACUAGGGCGAGGCCGAGAACGGCUACUACACCGUCCAUGCCCGCAGGCACGAGCGAACGCAACGACGAUGACAGCGAAGACGAUCAGGAUGAUGACGAUAAUGGACCAGGCGAAGAUCAGAGUGGAUCUAAUGCUGAAGACUAUGGUGGUGAAUUCGCUCAGGAGCAUCUUAUUAUGGACAUGCUAAACGAUCCUCAAAUUGUCAUUAUCAAGGACAGUGAAAGCUAUGAGCUCCCGCGGCCUGAAGGCGGCGUGGAGGGCUUCCUAAAAGAUCAUAGCGCCUCAAUCUUUCAAUUUUACGCUGACGAGGAGGAAUCAAGAAUUAUUCAACGAUUUCGGACGGUACAGCAAGUCAUUUACAGCGAAGGACAAGGACCGAAGAGAAUUAUGGAGGAAGCAGUAAAGAAUUUGAAAAAGAUCUAUGGGAGGAUGAAGUCACGUCCUCUGAUAGCUGAUCCUGAAAAUGAAACGAAACCCAAGUUUACAUGGGUUCACCUAUCUUCGACAAAUGAUGUUUUGAAGCGGAUACUGAAAGAUGAGGAAUUCAGCCAAGAUGAGAAAAUUAGAAAUGGGGAGACAAUCAGCGAUGAUGAGAGAAUCAGCAAAGAUCGAAUCAAAAUGAUCAACUCUUUUUUUCAAGACAGUUGGGCAGAAAUUCCAGACAAGACAUCGCCAUCUCGGUUUAUGAGACCGCAGCACAGCUACGAAUUGUUCCAGGCAGAGAAAAAGAACAGCGAUCAGUACGGCCGCUGUACCGCACUUUAUAUUCCUUACCUCUCCUUUGCGAAAUACUGUCGAGGUAAAUGCUCAGACGACGCCGAAAUUAUCGGUGACGAUAAGCUCCAUGAGAAGAGCAAACGCCAAAAGCUUCAUGAUGAGACCCGGCGCUGCCAGGACUUGUUAAAAGCCUACCAGAAUCGAGCUAUUCACGCCCCCUCGACGCUCGACGAAUGGUACUACCACUUUUCAGCCGAGCCUAGUUCGUCCGACGAUAAACAGCGCCGCAAUGAGACCCAAGUUGUGACGAAAAGUCUUAGAGACAACACGAGCGAGGGGGACCAUUGGCGUUUAGUCCGGGUUAAUCAACUAUGGGCUUGGGUCGUCGGUGACAAAUGGCUAAUAACGGCAACUUGGGAUCCAAUCGAUGGGAUCGAAGAGACACUCCCACAAGGCAUCAUCGACCAUAUCCGGAAACAAGCCAAGAUCCGAGGCAAACGCUACCAGCCAUACAGUCCAUUUUAUAUGAGCAAGCUCUUAGUUGACUACUGCAUCGGAUCUUAUGAGAGGGCGCGUAUUCCCACAGAUAAGGAGCCAGAGCACGAACAACAAGUCUCUAUCCGUCAAAGCUUGUCUAAUUAUAUCAACAUGAUUGGAAGAGACGAAAAAGCGCUGUUCGAGAGAUUCAGCAAAUUCAGCCUGAAAACAAAUGAUCGACAAGGACUAAAGCAUCUUCUACUAGACGAUGUGAUAAGGAAAGCCACAGAAGAGGCGAAGAGGAUGUCCUGUGAAAUCAAGGACAUACGUGACGAACUCAAUAUUUUCAAAUCGGUUGCUCAGUACCAGAAAGAUGUUGAGCAAAAGCUGCUCACCAAUAAUUCAAGCAAUAUGCGCUCCAGAAAUCCCACUCUAAGGUCAAACUACGUGGUUGAUGAUGUUGGCCAGAUGGAAAGGAUAUCUCUCCGCAUACAAUCUUCUAUCAGUGAAACACUCACCUUGGAACAAAGUGAAAUUGCCAAUCUUCAGGCAACUCUAUCAGUAAAGCAAGGGAAGACCCUCAUGACCUUCACCAUUGUGACGAUCGUGUUUCUGCCUCUCUCCUUCCUCGCAUCCUUUUUCGCCAUGGACUUUGGAGCGUUCCAAAAUAGUGCCUGGUGGGCUAAACUUGUUGUUUUUGUUGUUACUUUUGUCUUCCUUUCAGUACUCUUUAUCAUACGCAAGCGAUCCUUCAUACGCCAGUUAUUCUCCUCACUAAAAGACUGGCUUGACCGCUGUAUAUCGAAGGACGCCCAUACAGAAAAGCUUCCUACCAGAGCUACAAGCAACAGAAGCACCGAUCCUAAAGGUGUCUCUAUUGGCUUAGGAUCUAGAACACCGUCAGAAGUUGAGGAGGCUGUCACUUCCACAAGCAUCAGAAAAAGGGAAAUACUAGCUAGGCGUUUCAGAAGAUCCGAUUGA